AUGGCUACCGGUUCAAAGGUUCAUCUUGAGGCUUUGCAGAAGCCCCAGUUCUACGUCCAAGGACUUAAGGCUGAGAGCGCAGAAAAGGCGAGCCAGCUUUUGCAAGUCAACCACGAGAAGCAUCAUAUCUUCUUCAAUCAGAGCGGGUUCCAUAACCACAUCGCCCAUCAUCUCCUCACUCUGUUCGCGCUCAACGCUUCGCCAGAAGAACUCCAAAAGGCAUACGACGCAAAUGUAUCCUAUCAACGCCCAUCAGAACCGCUCGAAAAGGCCAUCGUCAGUGACAUGCAUGAGCCCGAGCGCUUCAAGUCCUACCUCGGGCAAGAAAAAUACUACCACGACUUCCUUGUCUACUUCCAACAAGAGAUAGACAAGAGCGGGUGGCAGCGCGUACUGCAGGAGCAUCUGUUUGCUGAAACUGAACUUGCAGAUGAUAUGCUGGCGCGCAUGUUUGCUGGGUUUCUGCAUCCCAUCAUACAUCUUGGAUUUGGCAUCGAGUUCCAGCAGCCCGCCAUUAUUGCGGAGGCGCUAGCGCAGGCCGCCGUACACGAUAACUGGAUAGCAUCGCUGUUCUUUGGGUGCGAAAAGGCUGCUAAAGAAAGCAGAAGCAAGGAUGGACCGAGGAAGACAAUUGUGCAGAUACUGGAGGAAUGCAAGAAAGACGACAAGUUGAGCAAGGCCGCGCACUGGGACGAUGGAAACAAGGUCCGAGAUGGAAUCAUCAAAAGAGCGCCUGAGGAGAUGAUCAAGUAUGCGACGCAGUAUACCGUCAAAGAAGAAGAACUAGAGGAAAAGACAGCUGAGAUGAUCAACGCCGUUGAAUGGAAGAUUUGGAUGGAUAUCGCAAUGUACGUUUCGCGCGGCUGUCCAACUCUCCUCGUGGAUGAGAUUACCGGCUACGCGCCCACGAAGGAUAGCGGUAUGGACGAAGUUAUCAAGAGGGUGAAUGAUGUGGAGGAUGAUGGACAUGCCUGUAAGCUUGUGAGGGCGAUUGCAAAUGCCGAGGCGGUCUGCAAGAAGUGGGAGGGGAGAGAAGGAAUGUUGGUUCAAGGGGAUAUGUGGAGGAAGUUGGGGCAUAUGGCUGUGGAUAGUGUGGAGGCGGGUGAGCCGCAUUGGGUGAGGAGUUGUGGAUUUGCGGAAGCUUGGGAGAAGAUUCCGUUGAGAGACGGGGCUAAGUUGUGA
Molecule: messenger RNA, 1182 nt
Organism: Alternaria novae-zelandiae
Lineage: Eukaryota; Fungi; Ascomycota; Dothideomycetes; Pleosporales; Pleosporaceae
Exons: 3
Coding region: 1-1182 (393 amino acids)
Molecular function (GO): oxidoreductase activity
Source: RefSeq, a predicted model, not a curated record